Molecule: messenger RNA, 10581 nt
Organism: Callithrix jacchus (white-tufted-ear marmoset)
Lineage: Eukaryota; Metazoa; Chordata; Mammalia; Primates; Cebidae
Gene: SLC36A1
Product: solute carrier family 36 member 1
Biological process (GO): L-alanine transport; proline transmembrane transport; proton transmembrane transport
Cellular component (GO): vacuolar membrane
Molecular function (GO): L-proline transmembrane transporter activity; glycine transmembrane transporter activity; amino acid:proton symporter activity
Source: RefSeq, a predicted model, not a curated record
CGCCUCCUAAAGGGCCCCAGCUGUUCCCAGCAAAUGUCUUGUCCGCUGCGGGAGCCCUGCUCGAGACUGGCUAAUAAUAGUCUUUGGGUCAGAAUUGCAAGGACCCUGGGAAGUCGUCUGGUGCAACUCCCUCCCAGGACGGUUGGAGAAAUCUAGCCCUUACUCCAGGAAGGGGUAAGGGCGUUCCUAAGGUCACUCAGCGGGCUAACCGUAGACCUGCGCCUGGAAUGCAAAUGUUCCUAAGCUUCAGCAGCUGUUUGCUUUUCACCACACUGCCUCCUGCGGGAAACUUGACGUGUGAAACGGCACCCCUUUCUGUCCCUUUCUCUUUUAGUCCACUCCCUUUUUAGCUGUCUGCAUUUUCCACCGCUGGGGUUCGGUUGGCUCUGGGUGUGGUUCCCUGUUUGUUCAUUAUUUUUCUGCAAGCUCAUCCUUCUGUAGGUUUGGUUUCUAACCGUCCUGGAUUCUAUCUGCCAUGUCCACGCAGAGACUUCGGAAUGAAAACUACCAUGACUACAGCUCCACUGACGUGAGCCCUGAGGAGAGCCCGUCCGAAGGCCUCAGCCACCUCUCCUCCCCCGGCUCCUACCAGCGCUUUGAUCAAAGCAACAGCACAACAUGGUUCCAGACCUUGAUCCACCUGUUAAAAGGCAACAUUGGCACAGGACUCCUGGGGCUACCACUGGCAGUGAAAAAUGCAGGCAUAGUGAUGGGUCCCGUCAGCCUGCUGGUCAUAGGCAUCAUAGCUGUGCACUGCAUGGGUAUCCUGGUGAAAUGUGCUCACCACUUCUGCCGCAGGCUGAAUAAAUCCUUUGUGGAUUAUGGGGAAACUGUGAUGUAUGGAUUGGAAUCCAGUCCCUGCUCCUGCCUCCGGAACCACGCACACUGGGGAAGACAUGUUGUGGACUUCUUCCUGAUUGUCACUCAGCUGGGAUUUUGCUGUGUCUAUUUUGUGUUUCUGGCUGAGAACUUUAAACAGGUGGUAGAAGCGGCCAAUGGGACUACCAAUAACUGCCACAACAAUGAGACGGUGAUUCUGACCCCCACCAUGGACUCGCGACUCUACAUGCUCUCUUUCCUGCCCUUCCUGGUGCUGCUGGUUUUCGUCAGGAGCCUCCGAGCCCUGUCAGUCUUCUCCCUGUUGGCCAAUAUCACCAUGCUGGUCAGCUUGAUCAUGAUCUACCAGUUCAUUGUUCAGAGGAUCCCAGACCCCAGCAACCUCCCCUUGGUGGCCCCCUGGAAGACCUACCCUCUCUUCUUUGGCACAGCAAUUUUUGCAUUCGAAGGCAUUGGAAUGGUUCUGCCCCUGGAAAACAAAAUGAAGGACCCUCAAAAGUUCCCACUCAUCCUAUACCUGGGCAUGGCCAUCGUCACCAUCCUCUACCUCAGCCUGGGGUGUCUGGGGUACCUGCAAUUUGGAGCUAAUAUCCAAGGCAGCAUAACCCUCAACCUGCCCAACUGCUGGUUGUACCAGUCGGUUAAGCUGCUGUACUCCAUUGGGAUCUUUUUCACCUACGCGCUCCAGUUCUAUGUCCCGGCUGAGAUCAUCAUCCCCUUUUUUGUGUCCCGAGCGCCAGAGCACUGCGAGUUAGUGGUGGACCUGUUUGUGCGCACAGUGCUGGUCUGCCUGACAUGCAUCUUGGCCAUCCUCAUCCCCCGCCUGGACCUGGUUAUCUCCCUGGUGGGCUCCGUGAGCAGCAGUGCCCUGGCCCUCAUCAUCCCACCCCUCCUGGAGGUCACCACCUUCUACUCAGAGGGCAUGAGCCCCCUCACCAUCUUCAAGGACGCCGUGAUCAGCAUCCUGGGCUUCGUGGGCUUUGUGGUGGGGACCUACGUGGCUCUCUAUGAGCUGAUCCAGCCAAGCAAUGCUCCCAUCUUCAUCAAUUCCACCCGUGCCUUCAUAUAGGGAUCUUGGUUUGUCUCUGUAGCUGCCUACCCAUGCCCUGUGUGUCCACGUUACCUGUACCCAGAGCCUCAGGUAUGGUGCAGGCUCUGAGGGAAGUCAGGGUCACUGUGUGGGAACCACUCUGCCUGGCGCCUGGCACCUGGUACCCUGGGCCACGUAAGGCUGAGGGCAGGUGAGAGGUGGGGUGGCAGACACGCAGAAGUGCCGCAGUGACAGGGUUGUCACUAUUUACACCCAGAACUUUCCAGAUCUCCCUCAUCAUACCUCCUCCUUUUUACCUGCCCUCUGCCUGCUGGUGCACCUCACCUAACUCAUUCUCACUGCACAGUUCACUUUAUUUAACAAUUUUAGUGUCCCCCACCUCAUGUUUUCUUCUUUUCUGGGCCAAGCAUAGAUGAAAUAACUGGGAACCUCCCCUCUUUAUAAAGCUGGGCUUCUUUCCCAUCUCUCUCCCAAAUUUUGUAUCUCUAUAUUCUUCCUAUUCAAGUCUCCAGAGGGUGGCUAGACCUACCUGGUCAUUUGAAACAGGCCCCCCAAGCUGGAGUUUUUAAUCUUGACUCUGGCUUGCUGUGACCCCUAAGGCAAUGCGUCUCUUCUCUAGGUUCGUUAGUUGUGGGUCACAGUACUGUAUUCUUAAUUGCUUUAGCUCUUAAAACAUAUGAAGUAUUGCCUAAACUGAAAAUAUUUAUAUCUUAUUUAAAAUCAGAUUUUUGUUUUUAGACUUUCUCUAGAUUUGGGGUUAUUACAAAUCGCUUCUUCCUCAGUGAACUUUGACUCAACUUCUCCUGCUGAAAAGAAGCUCGCUCCAGGAGAUGUCUGCUUGGGUCUUCGGCACUCUUGUCUGAGGACUCAAAGGUUUUAAUUAGGAUUAUCUAAAAAUGUACCUCGGUGAGGAGGCACAGAUUUUGCUUCCUGUUGACCAGCCUGGUUUCAUAUGAAAAACCACUGAAGGACUGCCGAAAUGUCGCGGGUGCACCGGGCGGAGGGAAGGGUCGCUGAGUGAGAGGCGUAUGGAGUGGGGCUGUGUACAUUCCAGCCUCAGCCCAUGCCAGGUGAAAGGAUUAGCAAUGCUCAGUCACCAUCAGGCUGGGACGACACCCGCUCUCUUGCCACAGAUGAGUAGCUCAGGUCAGUGUGCACAGAGAGUUUUAAAUUAAGUUCAUAAUCUUUACAGCAGCUGGUCUGACAACUGCGUGUGGUGCUUGGUUGUUUACAAUCAGUGGGGAAUAGGGCAGAACCAGUGCCCGGCCCCACGCUGCCUCUGUGAUCUGGACUUUGAAAGGAACCAGUGAACCACUGAACACUAACGAGCCCUGUCUUUACCCCAGAAUGCCUCCCUGGGUAUUGCAGACAGCCUUGAGGUUGGCCCUCCUCAAGGUCAGCCUUCAUAUUUGGGAACAAACUUCAGAGAAGGCAGAAGAUACACUGCCUUGCUGUGACUGCCUCUUCUUUCCUCUUAUUGCGAGAAGUAUUUCAGAAGGUCAUUGAUGAAUUCCCCCUCUCAUUAGCACUGUGUGUGCACGUUUGCACGUGUGUAUGUGUGUGUGUUCCUGUGUAAGUAACAGCAGACUCCUUGUCUCCUCUGUUCCUGUCACCAGGCUCUUGCUUCACUGCAGUUAUGGUUCACUCUGAAAGUUAGUUGAGGGAGAGCAGCAAAAAUGUAUCAGGAGUUUUGCUUCUGUGUUUCACCAAAGCUCAUGGGGCUCAGACCUACUCACAUGGCCCCAGUUUUUUCUUUCUCUUCUGUUCCAAAGCCAGGUUAGCUGACUUCCAGGAGAAGGGAUGGGAAAAAGGGGACUCUCAUUGUAGUGGCUCCCAACCUACCUAAUGAUUUGUUAACUUAGGAACAUGCCAUCACUGUUGACUUGUUCUUCCUUAGAAGAACGAUGCUUUUCACCUACGCUUUCUGUUCUAUGGUGGAGUCUAACAGGUGCCAUAUGAUCAAGAAUCUAGCUGGGAGUAGCAGAGGCCCUGUCAUCUGAAGUUUCAGGUUUAGAAGUUACCACAGUGGGCUCAGAAACUGUCAUCUCCUGGUUCUAAGCUUGGCCUCUGGAAGCCCAGCCACUAUCUUAGCUGUCUUCCCCAGUGGUGCUGAGAGUGGUCUCGGUGAGAAGGCGGAUGCCAACCGGAGGGCCAGAUCUGUGUCAUUCCCACGUACUCCUUGGUGGACGUUUCUCAGAGCUGCUAAAGGCCAUCCUGCCCAAUUGAGUUCUGAGACUGGGACUGUGAUGCUGGGACCUGAGGGCUGGAUGGUAGAAUACCAGGGUCCCCCAGCUCUUAGCAAGAUGCAGGCUCUUGCUCCCAUGGCCCUGGCCUUAAGAACAUGGUAUGUAGGAGAGUUGGCUGUAGCUUUAGGAUUUCUGGAAGCCAAUUUGGCAUGGCCUGUUUGAUCUCUGUCUAGUGCUCCUGCUACACUGACAGACUGAUUGGCUCUUUUGAAACACCCAGGAAGGGGCUCCAGUCGGAGGAUCUUCCUGGCUAUGCAGCUGCACAGCUCUUAGGCAUCAAGCAAAGGGUCAGCCAGCCAAUGGUAGUGGGAAGAAGCCCUUCCUCCCCUUCUACAAGCAGCGCUCAGCCAGCUCAGAAUCUCUUCUGCAGCCCCCAGGGCUUCUUGAAGCAGAGAACCCUCCCUGGUGUCUUCCCUGGAUAAGUAGAAAUAUCACAGAGCAAAGGUUUUCGGGAAUUGUGAGGCUGCAUCUGCUGGAGCAAAGGGAAACCGUGGGCUUUCUGUCUAGAUACUCUUGAGCUCUGCAACCCUGCUCGUCACCCCAACUUCCCCAAACCAGAGGUAGCUUUCUCAGAGCCCCUUGGUGGUUUUCUCCUCCAUGCUGCUGUUGGGGGCAGGCUUCCAGCUGUCAGUGGGCAGUGCACGUCCUGCUAAGUGCAGGCACUUGCCAGCGAGAGUGUGAGCUGGCAUCUUCUGUUCACCCUCCCUAGCAGCUGUCACCAUUCACAAAUGGCAUUAUUUAUAUUGUGCUGCUGUCCAGCUGCUAAGAACCCUUCAUCUGCACAAGCCCUGGCUAGAUAUGUGUGAAUGUGUGGCAUCAUUUCAUUUCUGCUGCCCUCUUCUAUCUCACCUCUGUAGCCAGAUUCAUUGGCUGAUGCUCACUGCUUGCUGUCUAUCCCCGUGAAAUUUAUAGUUUUAUCAGUAGUCUUAAAGUGUUGAUCCCAAACAUGUGUAUUAGAAAAAUCAUGUUUCUUCUCUCAUCUUACUUUCCUCUUCUCAGAUUUCUCUCUUCCUAGAACAGGAUCUCUGUUUAACACUAAUGUUCACCUCAUAUUUUUUGGAAGUGUAAAAAGCUCAGUUUAUGUCUGUUUACAGCUCUGUCUCCUCACUGCUCACAGCAAGCAGGUCUGUAGCAGUGGAUUUUAUUUUGUAGCUGAUGAGAUGUUAAGGCAAGCCUCAGCAUCAGCCCCCGCUAGGUCCACAAUGCUGCUUCCUUGAAGGGAAGCCACAGAGUCCAAGUGGCAGGACUUGAGGUUGGCUUCCGGUCUGCCUUAGAAGUUAAUUUUCCAAAGUACAUUUCAAACCUCUGAGGCCAUUAGGGGAAAAGGAAGGAGUGUGAUUUGUCUUUGAAAUUACGGUUAACACUUUUCGACAAUAAGUCUGGCUGGUUGCAAGGCUGUUUGCCCCAGCAGCACCAGCCUAUAACAUUUCUUCCCUUUCCUUUGUGCCAAUGAGUUGUUCCCUGGCCACAGGACAUAAUGGUGCUGAUAGGAGGUUAUCAGAGUGAGUAAGGUAGGAAAUGAGGGUGCAGGGUGCCUGUCGUUCACUGCGUUAUUUGGUUUAAGUCAAAGUUAUUCUGGGGAAGCUAUGUUCUUUCGGUGGGUAACAAAAUUGGUAACUCUAUUGUAAAACAUGUCAAUGGAUGUGUGAAGAAAACCGAGCAUGCACUAGGUGUUGAUAACCAGACAGUACUGUGUAUCUCACGUGGCUGCAUGGAUGUGCACUUCCAGCAUGCUGUGUGUAGAGAUGUGGCUCAUGCCAGAGCUCGUAGAGCCUGUUUUGGGUUUUGCACAUGGAUCAUAUGUUAAGCUUUUUCUUUUCAAUAAAUGAAUUUUAUUUUUUAUUUUUGAGAGGUUGCUGUCUGUGUCUCUUUUUUUUUCUUUUUAUGUCACUCAGAUGCCUUUAUUAGAUGUUGGGUUAAAUGUUUCCAGCUUAUGCCACAGAAUUCAUAUGGGAAGGUGGCACAAGCAGUAGACCCGUGCAAGGAGUUAGGAGUUGCCCAGGAAGAAAGGGACCAGGAAUGCUUUGUUUUGUUUUUUUCUGAUAGACAGUCCUCCCCUCCCUAAACUUCCUCCUGCUUCUCUUGAAAACUGGAGUAAGAAUUUCCAGCCCUCUCCAUGCAUAGCAGAUGAGCCCAAAUGACAGGUGUGGUGGCCAGUUUUAUAUGUGUCAAUGUAUAAUUCAGUCACACACUAACCCAGGUGUUGCUGUGAAGGUAUUUUGUAAAUGUGGUUAAUUAAUGUCUAUAAUCAGUUGCCUUUAGGUAAAAGAGGUUUUCUCAAUAUUGUGAGUGGGCCACAUCCAAUCAGCUUAAAGGCCUUUGAGCAAAGCUGAGGUUUGCCUGGAGAAGAAGUUCUGCCUCAAGCCUACAGCAUCGGCUGCUGCCUACUGGCCUGCCCUGUGACUCGCAGACUUGCUGGCUCACACAGUCAUGGAGCCGGUAGUUCCCUCAUCCCUCUCUCUCAAUCUCUAUGUCUAAAUAUAUUAACAUAUGUGUGUUUAUAUGUGUAUACCUGUAUAAAUGUGUGUGUGUGUGUGUGUGUGUGUGUGUGUGUGUGUAUAUAUGUCUCCUGCUGCCUUUGUUUCUCUGAAGAACCCAGACACAACAGGUAACACUUAAUUUUCUUGAAAUGUGGAGAUUAAUUUCAGGACACGACAAUGGAAGGCACCCCUUCCCUUCCCUUUUUUUCACUGAGUGGGAAAAACACAAAGCUUAAAAUGUUUAUUCUCUCAAUACAGUUUUCCCCAAAAAAUCGGUGGGAAUUUGUUCCCACCAGCAAGCACGCAAUCAGUUCUGUGGCAAGCACUAGCCAGAUGUGCUCCAGUUCAUUUCUGACACCACCUACCUGGAGGUGGCAUCAGAUCCUACAGGAUGAGGGCUCAGUCCUCAAGAGUGACACCCCCAUCCCCACCACUCCAGUGCCAAUUGCCAAGUGCCAGAUUAUUUACCUGUGCUUCUGACUGGCUGUAAAUUAUAAAUCAGUGUUCCCAUGAUUCUGUUUUGGGGUUUAAUUUGUUAGAGUAGCUCAUGGAACUCAGGGAAAUACGUUUACCAGUAUAUUAUCCAAAGGAUACAGAUGAAAAGAUGCAUAGGGCAAGGGAUGGGGGAUGAGGUGCAGAGCUUCCAUGCCCACCCGUGUGUACUGCCCUCCAGGAACUUCUACAGGAUCAGCUCUCCAUGGCUUUCCAAACCCUGUCUGUCCCCUUGGGCCUUUUAUAAAAACUUAACUGGGUAGGCAUGAUUGAUAGCCAUGUGGAAUUAUGACUGAACAGAUAAAUGUAAAAUGUAAUAUUAAUAGACUGGGGAAACCUAGGAAAGAGAUUCUUCUUGGCCUCUCCAUGCAGCAUUCCUUCAUCCAGAGCAUGGAGCAGGAUCACUUCCGAAAUGAGGGUCUAUGACUCACAAUUAAACAAGGUGAUUUUUUAUCGCCAGCUCUAAGACAGAAAGCCAGGGGAAAAUUAGAGUACUUUUUUGUUUGUUUCUAUAGACUAUCUUGGGGAGAAAUAACAAGGGCUAUGGAACUUAGGAGCCAGGAAUUGUGUAUAAAAACCAACGUUUAUAUAUAUCAUAAUACUACAGUCACAUAGACAAAGAAAAAACAGGACCAUCUGAGCUGCCUCCUCUAUGAUUUGAAAAGUAAUCUUUGUUGACUACUGAAUUAAACAAGUUUAAAAACAAAGCCUUCAAGGAACACUUAAAGUAUAACAUUUUACCGAGAGAGGAAGGUGGAAAUGUAGUCUGUUGUCUGUUUCCAUUGUCAAUAUCAUUUCUGGAACAGGAAGGUCAAAGAGAUUUAGCAGUCUAUACCAAGCCUCCAACCAGUAGGUAGCAGCACUGGGAUACACACACAAGUCCUGUUCCAGAACCUGAGCACCUCCCAAGGUGCUGGCUGCCUUUGUUACAGCCUCAAGAGGGGGGUUUGCCUUGAGGAAUUGUGAGGGUUAGAGAGAAUGUUGUAAAGUGCCAUAUGUUUUAAUCACAAAGGGCUUCUUAAACAUUUUCUGAAAUAUUAGCUGACCUGAAGAAAACCAGGACUCCAGAGUACUUCUGCUUGUAUUUCCUGCUGUCCAUUCAUGCACUAAUGUCUUACUUCCUCUAUGCAGGGCACUCAAUCCUCUUAGAUUGUCCACCUCUUCAAGUUUUUAUUUCUAGUCACAUUUAUACCUAAUGGCUGUAAUCCCUUCUUCCAGAAAGCCAGGGCUCUCAGGUAAGCCCAUUGCACUACUGGAGGCAUAAACCUGAGUGACAGUGGAUUGAAUUUGAACCCUAAGCCUGGGGCACUUUGCUAUAUAGGCUGCCUUUUUCAUACUUAGCCCAUGGCGGUUGUGCUGAGGAAUUAUGUGUGUCUUUAAUGGGUAUACUUUACUAGACCCUUGGCCCUUGGUCUCCCUAAAAAAAAAAAAAGAAGUACAAUUUACAUGUAAUUAAAUUAUAUUUACCUUUUUCAAAUAUAUAGUUCAGUGUGUUUUGAUUAUAGUCAUGUGACCAUCAUCUCGAUCAAGAUGCAGAAUGUUUCCUUUGCCUCCAAAAGGUCCCUUGUGCCCCUUUGCAACCAAUCCCAGUCCUUGGCAACUGCUAAUCUGUUUUUUUCUGUCUCCAAUUUUGUCUUUUCUAGAAUGCCAUACAACACCAUUACAUAUGCAGCCUUUUGUGUCUGGUUUCUUUCGUUUAACAUGAUCAUGCUUUUUCUAUUCCCCCAUGUUGUUACAUGUAUCUGUAAUUGGUUCUUUUUAUUGCUGAAUAGUAUCCAUUGCAUGGAUGAAUUUGUUUAUCCAUUCAUUAGUUGAUAGACUUUGAGGUUGCUUUAAAUUUUCAGCUAUUUAUGGCUUAGUUAUUUUAAUGUAAAUUUCUGGUAAACAAUUUUAAAAACUGCCUCUUAUUCUUCCUUUAAAACUCACUUGUAACUGCUGCUAAUCAGAGUAUGUUACAAGGACAACUUGAAUUUGUGCUCCCCAGCGGUCAUUCUCAAGUUUUGGGCUCAGAUAUACUCUAUACUUAAUCAUAAAAACAAAUCAGCUAUUAUGAAUAAAGCUUCUGUGAAUAUUGACGUACAGGUCUUUGUGUAGACGUAUGUUCUUAUUUCUCUUAGGUAAAUACCAAGAGGUGAAAUGAUGGGGUUGUAUGGGAAACGUGUGCUAACUUUUGGCAAAUUGUUUUCCAAAGCGGCCAUACCCUUUUGGAUUCCUAAUGUAUAACAGUUACAGUUGCUCCAUAUCCUCACCAAUACUUAAUAUUGUGAUCUUUUAAAUUUUAGCCCUUCUAAUGGGUGCAAAGUGACUUCUCGUUGCAGUUUUAAUUUGCAUUUUCCCAAUGACUAGUGAUGUUUUGCACCUUUUUACGCUUAUUGGCCUAUCUUCUUUAAUGAAGUAUUUGUUCAAGUAUUUUGCCUCUUAAAAUUCAGUCAUCUACUUCUUUUGAUUUAAGCUUUUUUAUUUUGAAAUAAUUGUAGAUUUACAGGAAGAUUCAAAGGCACAGGAAGGAGGUCUGGUGUACCUUUCAGCUGGGCUUCCCAGUGUUAACACCUCGCAAAACUGUAAUACAUUAUCGAAACCAGGAAAGUGACAUUGGCACGAUCCAUAGAGCUGAUUCAGAUUUCAUUAGUUAUAUAUAUACUCAUUUGUGUGUGUGCAUGCGCGUGCGUGCGUGUGUGUAUAGCUGUAUGCAGUUUUAUCACGAGUCACUUUGUAUACACCACCACCACCAGCUAGAUGCCUAACUGUACCAUGACCUUAAGACUCCUUUAUGCUGCCCCUUUAUGGACAUCCACUCCCUUUAGUCCCCCACAUCCCUAACCUUUCCAGAAGCCAGGAAUCUCUGUUCUUCAUCUCUAUAAUUUUGUUAUUUCUUGAAUGUUAUAUAAAUUGAAUUAUGCCAUAUGUAUCUUUUUGGGAUUGGCUUCUUUCACUUAGUAUAAUUUCCUUGAUGUUCAUCUAAGUUGUUUCAUUUAGCAGUAAUUUGUUUCUUUUUAUCACUGAGUAGGGUCCCAUGGUACUGAUGUUUAGCUAUUCACUCACUGAAAAAAAAUGUACAUUGUUUCCAGAUUUGGUUAUUACAAAUGAAGUGCUAUAAAUAUUUGUGUAAGUGUUUCUGCAUGAAGAUAGGUUUUAAUUUCUCUCUUAUAUGUGCCCAAGAGUGUGAUUGCUGAAUUGUACGGUGAUGUGGUUUGGCUGUGUCCACACCCAAAUCUCAUCUUGAAUUUCCACACGUUGUGGGAGGUGAUUGAAUUGUGGGGGCGGGUCUUUCCUGCACUGUUCUCCUGAUAGUGAAUAAGUCUCAUGAGAUCUGAUGGUUUUAAAAAGGUGAGUCUCCCUGUACAAGCUUAUUCUCUUUUUGCCUGCUGCCAUCCAGAUAAGAUGUGACCUGUUCCUCCUUGCCUUCCGCCAUGAUUGUGAGGUUUCCCCACUUAUUUGUAACUGUAAGUCCAAUUAAACCUCUUUCUUUUGUAAA